AUGUUCUGUAGUAGACAGGAGAAAAAAAUCGGUAGCUUUCUAGUUUUGGAAAAUGCGGUGUCUGGCGCUGAUGGCGACACGUACACACGUCCAAUCAUCAUCAUCAUCAUCAUCAUCAUCAUCAUCAUCAUCAUCAUCAUCGCCAUCAUCAUCGACAGCAUGACAUCAGUGUUCAACACCGAUGCUUCGCUACCGUAUAACCAUGAUGUAACUGAAAGCCUUAUUGUGAAGAAAAGAACAAAGGUGGACGGGGAAGGGAAUUGGUGCUGGUUUACUACAGUCAUUCCAAACACUCAUUCAGGCAUUGCACUCCAAAAAUUGAGACAUUCACAAAGGAAGAGAGAACGAGUGCACCAGAUCGCCCCCAAAAUACCUCAGCCUCGUAUUUCAUAUACCAGAUCAGGUAAUUAA
This is a messenger RNA of Opisthorchis viverrini, 411 nucleotides long. RefSeq lists its product as hypothetical. The transcript has 2 exons. The coding region runs from base 1 to 411 and encodes 136 amino acids. The record is from RefSeq and is a predicted model, not a curated record. NCBI's taxonomy places the organism in Eukaryota, Metazoa, Platyhelminthes, Trematoda, Opisthorchiida, Opisthorchiidae.